CUUCCACCUGAUUCCGCUCCAAGCUGUUUCAUGGGCUGCCCAAAUAUUCCAAAGCACAUAUUUUAAACUAAAUUUGACAUGCAAUGCUAACAUUUGCAGGUUCAAAAUAAGAAGGCUGUAUCUAACACUCAACGCAAGUGACCUUCAGUUGCAUUAAUCAAUAUGAAUAAACUUAGGGCAACGAACAUUUGCGGCUAUGCGGUUCAUGCUGCUUUUCAGCCGGCAGGGGAAGCUACGGCUCCAGAAGUGGUACACAGCCACGGCGGAACGAGACAAAAAGAAGAUGGUCCGGGAGCUCAUGCAAGUGGUGCUCGCCAGAAAACCCAAGAUGUGCAGCUUCUUAGAGUGGAGGGACCUGAAGAUUGUAUACAAGAGGUAUGCUAGCCUAUAUUUCUGUUGUGCUGUGGAAGAGCAGGACAAUGAGCUCAUUACCCUGGAGGUCAUCCACCGUUUUGUGGAGCUGCUGGAUAAGUACUUUGGCAGCGUGUGUGAGCUGGAUAUCAUAUUUAACUUUGAGAAGGCCUACUUUAUCCUAGAUGAGUUUCUGAUGGGAGGAGAAAUACAGGACACCUCCAAAAAGAGUGUGCUUAAGGCUAUCGAACAAGCAGACCUUCUACAAGAGGAGGACGAGUCCCCCAGGAGUGUGCUGGAGGAGAUGGGUCUGGCAUAAUUCUGCCUGCAACACAAGGGUACACACAGAGGACUUGAAGCGUCACUGCUGAACACGAGAGGACUGAGACUCUGUCACGAGGACAGAGAGAGAUGGGGAGGUUAACAUUGGAGUGUGUGGAGAGAGAGAGGGGGGAAAGGGAGGGGGUGUUGGGGCAGGGGAGGGGAAGGGAGGGGAGGGUUGGAGUGAUUGUAAUUAGGCUCUUCUGAUGCUACUGAGUUGGGCAUGUGAUUGUAUUUUCAGCCUUUUGUCUUCAUCCUGCUCUGCCUUGGGCGAGACAGCGUUGUGUCUGUGAAAUCAUGAUGUUGCCCAUAUCCCCAAGAGCCACUUUUGAUUAAAAUACUUUCUCGGAAAUGCUCUUAUCAUACCUCCAAAUCUGUUAGAGUUUUUUUUUUUUUUUAAUGUGUUAUUUAAAGAGAUAGACGGUGAAAACAUUAUUGUCUGUAAGAAUCAGUUGUAAAACUCAACAGCAACAAAAUGCUGCAUGCUCCACCAACGCAUCUGCAGAAGGCGAGCUACCCGCUUGUAUUUCCCAGGUCACCACCUACAGUUUGUUACAAUGAGUCAUAAUUGAUAAUAAAGAUUGUAAUUUUCACCGCCUCUCAGGAAAGAAAUCGAAAUGCUACAUGCUCCUCAUAUUUUAAAUGAAACCGCAUUUUAUUUUGGCCAUCUUUUCACAUGGACAGACAGGUGAUAUUUGAACAGUUUAUAGUAAUUUUGGACCAGGUUUGAGCCAGCUGCCAUUCUGUCUGCUUCUGAGCUUUGCGAGGGAUGUAAUCUCUUGUUUUUCAUCUUGGCAUUUCCAUGUUAUCAUUGAAAUGCUCCGUUUCCUUAAGAUGUCCUGCUGAUGUUCUCUUGAAAGGGAUGGACUGUUCUUAGCAGUGCACUACUGAAAUAAAUAAGAGGACUUAUUUCCAACGUGAAACAUUCAUUUCAGAGAUGUAUUUUUCCUCCAGUGUAGAAGGAUACAAAAGGAGGCUUAAUAGAGAAAAAGGGAAUAAUUCUAUGUGACACUGAAUAGUUUAAUAUUGAGUGUGUUGUUAUCAGAAUCUAUCCAUUAAAUACUAUAGUAAUUUCCAAAUAAAAUUUUAAAGCUUUAAAAACGAAAACCCUCUGAAUAUUUUGAGUACAGUUUCAGAGCAGUUUUUUGUCCCCCGGAUGAAAUUAUGAAGAUAGUGAUUCAGCAUGUUGGCAUGUGUUGUCAGUUUGCAAUCAGCUAAAUCAAGUGUGUGUGUGUGUGUGAGUGAGAUUUUAUAAGGAAAUAAACCAUACUUCCGAUGUAA
Messenger RNA from Clupea harengus (Atlantic herring), 1953 nucleotides. RefSeq names its product adaptor related protein complex 1 subunit sigma 1 (gene ap1s1). Gene Ontology annotation, biological process: vesicle-mediated transport; intracellular protein transport. Lineage: Eukaryota; Metazoa; Chordata; Actinopteri; Clupeiformes; Clupeidae. Gene Ontology annotation, molecular function: clathrin-cargo adaptor activity. The record is from RefSeq and is a predicted model, not a curated record. Gene Ontology annotation, cellular component: AP-1 adaptor complex; membrane coat.